CGCGCGUCGCGCCGCGAGUGACGCGUGGCGCAGAAGGCGACGGGCUGCGCCUGUCACCGCCCCCGUCGGCUGGUUGCAGAGGAGGAGCCGGCGCCAUGGCGGUUCUGCUGGAGACCACUCUGGGCGACGUCGUCAUCGACCUGUACACCGAGGAGCGGCCGCGCGCCUGUUUGAAUUUCUUGAAGUUGUGCAAAAUAAAAUAUUAUAAUUAUUGCCUUAUUCACAAUGUACAGAGGGAUUUUAUCAUACAAACUGGUGAUCCUACAGGCACUGGUCGUGGAGGAGAGUCUAUUUUUGGUCAACUGUACGGUGAUCAAGCAAGCUUUUUUGAGGCGGAAAAAGUGCCAAGAAUUAAACACAAGAAGAAAGGCACUGUGUCCAUGGUGAACAAUGGCAGUGAUCAGCAUGGAUCUCAGUUUCUUAUUACUACAGGAGAAAAUCUGGAUUACCUUGAUGGUGUUCAUACAGUGUUUGGCGAGGUGACGGAAGGCAUGGACAUAGUUAAGAAAAUUAAUGAGACCUUUGUUGACAAGGACUUUGUACCAUAUCAAGAUAUCAGGAUAAAUCAUACAGUGAUUUUAGAUGAUCCAUUUGAUGACCCUCCUGAUUUAUUAAUUCCUGAUCGAUCACCAGAACCCACAAGGGAACAAUUAGAUAGUGGCCGAAUAGGAGCAGAUGAAGAAAUUGAUGAUUUUAAAGGAAGAUCAGCUGAAGAAGUAGAAGAAAUAAAGGCAGAAAAAGAAGCCAAAACUCAAGCUAUUCUUCUAGAGAUGGUGGGAGACCUACCUGAUGCAGAUAUUAAACCUCCAGAAAAUGUGCUCUUUGUUUGUAAAUUGAAUCCAGUGACCACAGAUGAGGAUCUGGAAAUAAUAUUCUCAAGAUUUGGGCCAAUAAGAAGUUGUGAGGUUAUCCGGGAUUGGAAGACAGGAGAGUCCCUCUGUUAUGCUUUUAUUGAAUUUGAAAAGGAAGAAGAUUGUGAGAAAGCGUUCUUUAAAAUGGACAAUGUACUUAUAGAUGACAGAAGAAUACACGUGGAUUUUAGCCAGUCUGUUGCAAAGGUUAAGUGGAAAGGAAAGGGUGGGAAAUACACUAAGAGUGAUUUCAAGGAGUAUGAAAAGGAACAGGAUAAACGCUCUAAUUUGGUCCUGAAAGAUAAAGUAAAACCCAAACAGGAUGCAAAAUACGAUCUAAUCCUAGAUGAGGAGGCAGAAGACUCAAAGUCCAGUCACUCACACACCAGUAAAAAACACAAGAAGAAAACCCGACACUGCUCUGAAGAGAAGGAAGAUGAGGACUACAUGCCGGUCAAAAAUACUAACCAGGAUAUCUACAGGGAGAUGGGGUUUGGUCACUAUGAAGAAGAAGAAAGCUGUUGGGAGAAACAAAAGAAUGAAAAGAGAGACCGACCUCAGAACCGAAGUCGCAGCCGAUCUCGAGAAAGGGAUGGCGACUAUAGCAAUAGUCACAAGUCCAAGUACCACACUGACUCUUACGAAAGAGAGAGGGGUAAGAGGAGAGGCCGGAGCAGAAGUCCAAAGAAAUCUAAAGAAAAAUCUAAGUACAGAUGAAAGCAUGAGUGGGCGCCGUAGAGUGCCAGAAAAGCAGAUGUUCAGAUUGUGUUAGAGCAGUUAUAGACUCCACUUGUCAUUAAUACUGAUUCCACAGGGCAAUGGGCAAUGAGAGUAACAAAUUGGCUGUUGUUUUUUUACAUUAAUUUUAUUGCUAUACAUAAAUGUCCAUCUUCAUUUUUAAAGUUCUUCACCGUUUUCAGUCUUUUUUAAAAUUAAGUAUUUCAAACUACAGAAAUACACAGCCAUGUAUAUAUGAGGCAUAAGGAAUAAUAAAUGUAAAUAUCUGUGUAGCCAUCAGCCAGCUUAAGAAAUGAACCAACACCUACAUUUUAGAAGUCCUCUGUGUGGCCUCCCUCCUCAGUAAUUGUUACUCUGAGUUUUGUCAGUCUUGCUAGUUGUUAUAGUUUCACAAUGUAUGUUUGUAUCCCUAAAUGUAAUGUUAAUUUUUGUAUGUUUUUGAAUUUUAUAUAAAUGGCUUAAUGUAUAUUUAUUCCUGUGAAUUUCUUUUUGCGAUUUAGUAUUUUUAGAAACUCAUUUUUGCUGCAUAGUGAAUGAAUUUACCACAACUUAUACAUUCUGUUGAUGGACAUUUGGGUUCUGUUUGUUUUUGUGUUUGCUGUUGCAAACAAUGCUGCUAUGAACAUUAUCUGGGAGUGAUACUACCGUCUCGGUCUUUACCAGACAAUGCCACAUUCUGUUUCAAAGUGACUAUCUGGUUUUAGCCCUACCAGCACAUAAGCAUUCCUUUUGUUGCCCAUCAUUUGUAAUACUUAUUAAUUUCAAAUUUCAACAAUUUUGCCAUUUAGUGGAUGUUGAGAUAUUUUAUUGUGAUUUAAGGUUUUGUCACUGGUUUUAAGCAAUUUGAUUAUGAUGUGCUCAGUGUUUCUUCUUCUGUAUCUGUUUACUUAUGGAUUUAUGGUUUAUCAUCAAAUGUAGAAAAAAAUAGCAGAUUUCUGCAGUUAUGUUUUUCUGUCUCUUUGCUACCUCUCACUCUUCUGGGGUUCAAUCACUGUUAGGUCACUUGACAUCUCAUAGCAGUUGAUACUGUGUUCAAUUUUGUUGUCUUUGUCCUGUCUCUGUUUUCAUUGCUGUGUCAAAUUCAUUAAUUUUUUUUUCUGAAGUACCU
Messenger RNA from Oryctolagus cuniculus (rabbit), 2697 nucleotides. RefSeq names its product peptidylprolyl isomerase like 4 (gene PPIL4). Lineage: Eukaryota; Metazoa; Chordata; Mammalia; Lagomorpha; Leporidae. The record is from RefSeq and is a predicted model, not a curated record. Gene Ontology annotation, biological process: protein peptidyl-prolyl isomerization. Gene Ontology annotation, molecular function: peptidyl-prolyl cis-trans isomerase activity; RNA binding. Gene Ontology annotation, cellular component: nucleus.